Pseudomyrmex gracilis is the source of this 1118-nucleotide messenger RNA. RefSeq names its product AP-2 complex subunit sigma (gene AP-2sigma). The transcript is spliced from 4 exons. Gene Ontology annotation, biological process: intracellular protein transport; clathrin-dependent endocytosis. The record is from RefSeq and is a predicted model, not a curated record. Gene Ontology annotation, molecular function: clathrin-cargo adaptor activity. Lineage: Eukaryota; Metazoa; Arthropoda; Insecta; Hymenoptera; Formicidae. The coding region runs from base 130 to 558 and encodes 142 amino acids. Gene Ontology annotation, cellular component: intracellular membrane-bounded organelle; AP-2 adaptor complex; membrane coat.
CAUAUAUGUACAUAUGUGGUACUGUGUGAAUGUGCGCGCGUGUAAAGUUGUGUGUGUCAUUCAAGAGAACAUAAAAAAGACUUUUUGCAAAGCGUUACGCUCAGUGCUUAAAUUGAUCACUUUGCUAAUAUGAUACGCUUCAUUCUUAUACAAAACAGAGCAGGUAAGACUAGAUUAGCUAAGUGGUACAUGAAUUUUGAUGAUGAUGAAAAACAGAAAUUAAUAGAAGAGGUUCAUGCAGUAGUUACUGUCAGAGAUGCAAAACAUACAAAUUUUGUUGAGUUUCGCAAUUUUAAAAUUGUUUAUAGAAGAUAUGCAGGUUUAUACUUCUGCAUCUGUGUUGACGUUAAUGAUAAUAAUCUCUGUUACUUAGAAGCAAUUCAUAAUUUCGUAGAGGUAUUGAAUGAAUAUUUCCAUAAUGUAUGUGAAUUGGAUUUAGUCUUCAAUUUUUAUAAGGUUUACACUGUUGUGGAUGAGAUGUUCUUAGCAGGUGAGAUCAGAGAGACAAGUCAAACCAAAGUGUUAAAGCAGCUAUUGACUUUAAAUUCUUUAGAAUAAACAAGCUUGCACACUUGACUUUAUGUGUUAAUAACAAUAUAUGAUCUGAAAUAUGUAUUCUAAGAGUGUGGAUAUAUAUAUAUAUAUAUAUGUAUAUAUAUGUAUUGCAUAUAUAUGUGUAUAUAUAUAUAUAUUGCAUAAUAUACCAUACUCGUACAUAAUUGUAAGAAUUCCAAGGUUUGUUCAAAUUUGAUGCUAUCAGAGUAUAGUAAAUAAUUUCAAUGCUAUAAAUACGGAUUAUUUGAAAUAUCUGAAUAAUAAAAAAUCGCGAAUCCGUAACGAAUGAGAUUGUACUUUGGUAACAAAAGAAAAGUGAGACAAAUUCCUUGUAUGUUAUCUAAAUAUUCCGGAGAAAAUUCUUGGAAGCCUUAGUAAGGACUACAAUUUUGUGAUCUUCAACAAUUGUUUGUUUAAUGAGGAAUAUAAUGUAUGUAAUUCUCUAUCAUUUUGCAUAUAUUAAAAUUCUUGAAAAAAUCGUAAUAGCGUUCAAAACACGACAAAUUAUUGUGAAAAGAUAUGAAAUAUAUUGAUUUUGGCAUGUAAUAAAUUCUGUAAAUACA